Messenger RNA from Hyla sarda, 1195 nucleotides. RefSeq names its product mitochondrial amidoxime-reducing component 1-like. Gene Ontology annotation, biological process: nitrate metabolic process. The transcript has 7 exons. Gene Ontology annotation, cellular component: mitochondrial inner membrane. Bases 119 to 1138 code for a protein of 339 amino acids. Gene Ontology annotation, molecular function: molybdopterin cofactor binding; nitrate reductase activity; pyridoxal phosphate binding. Lineage: Eukaryota; Metazoa; Chordata; Amphibia; Anura; Hylidae. The record is from RefSeq and is a predicted model, not a curated record.
CUCCCCCCUGGGCAGAAGCCAAAUUCUUGUGCCAAAACUCUUUGUUUUCCAGAGCUUAAAGCUUGGUUGUUGUCAUUUCGGGGAGGUGUCCGGCACUUCCUUUGUAUUUGCCAUAGCUAUGGAGGUCCUCACCAAGCACCGCACUCUCCUGCUCUGGGCGGCAGGACUGGGGGCGUCUGCGGCCGUCACCUGGUUCUUACGAUCUAGAAGGAAAAAGAAAAGGCAGCUGAGGAGGGUGGGGGAGGUGACCCAGCUGUUCUUGUAUCCUGUCAAGUCGUGUAGAGGAAUCCCCCUCGAAGAAGCUGAGUGUAGAGAGUAUGGACUGAGAAAUGGCCACCUCAGAGACAGGCACUGGCUUGUUGUUAAGGAGGACAAAGUUCAAGUUACAGCGCGACAAGAGCCACGAAUGGUGUUGAUAAGGGCAACCUGUGACAACGACUACUUAACCCUCAAUGCCCCGGAAAUGGAAGAUCUCAAGAUCCCACUGAAGCUUCCAGAAAUAAAUGAAGUUCUUUCAUGCAAGGUUUUUGGCAAUGAGGUUCAGGGCAGAGAUUGUGGGGAUGAAGCCUCGGACUGGAUCACCGGCUUCUUACAGAGCGUUCAGACUUAUCGGAUUGUUUACUUUGAAGAUAAAAUGAAGCCCAGGAAUCCAAGGAAUGAGUAUCCGCUGUAUAGUGAAGAUGAUCAGGUGGCGUAUCCUGAUCUGGCGCCUCUUCUGCUGCUCUCCGAAGCUUCGGUGAAGAAUCUAAACCUCAAACUGGAAAAGAAAGUGUCCACGAGAAAUUUCCGUCCUAAUAUCGUGGUUUCUGGAUGUGACGCUUUUGCUGAGGACACCUGGGAGGAAAUACAGAUUGGCCGACAGGUGACUCUGAAACGCGUCAUGCCAUGUCCCAGAUGCAUCCUGACCACUGUGGAUCCCGAUACCGGAAUAAUAAACAUGAAGGAACCGCUGGAGACGCUGCGCAGCUAUCGUCUCUGUGACGAGGAGGACAAAGAAGUCUAUAAAUCGUCUCCAUUGUUUGGUCAGUUCAUGAAGGUGCUGAAGACGGGCAAAGUAAGAGUCGGGGAUCCGGUGUACCACAUCACAUACCAAGUGUCUUUCCCAGCAGCCAAUAUGAAAGCGACAUUCAUGAAAUAAAAUUCUGUGUUCUGAAUCAACCAAUCACAGACUGUUAUUAUUAUUACCAUUAGAGAU